UUCGCUUAGAAAUUCUGCCUUUGCAAAACAAUUGUGUGCUAUUAAAAUAAAAUAAAAUAUUUAGGCCGGUUUUCAACACCUAUGAACGUAUAUUAUUUUUCUAUGCGUUUUAUAUAGUUUUUCCAAGUCGUUAUAACACGUAUAACACAAUGCUGUUUAUUUGUUUUAUUGCUUUCAUUGUUUUAAGUUCAACUCCAGCAUUUUCUGAUCCUUCCGAUAUUGCAUCGUCUUCGUCCAAUCCGCCCGUUUACGAGCAAAUCAAUCACCCUCAGUUCUUGAUCACCGACAUUAGCAACCUAUAUCUAGACGAAAGGUUUUCGGAUGUGAUUUUUGUUGUAGAAAAUGAAGAAUUCCACGCCCAUCGUGCAGUGUUAGCCUCACGCAGUGAAUAUUUCAGGAUUCUACUUUAUGGAGGUCAUAUAGAAUCCCGUAAAAAAAAUGUGACAAUAGAGGAAACAACGGCAACCUCAUUUAAAGUACUCCUUGAGUAUAUUUAUACUGGUCAAAUAAAUUUAACUAUUCUUGAGGGUAAUGUUAUUUUGGAAAUAUUGAGUCUCUCGAAUUAUUAUGGUUUUUCAAACUUAACAUUUCCAUUGUCCCAGUAUUUGCUACAUAACAUUAGUGUAGAUAAUGCAAGCUCUUUGUUUACUGUGGCACAUUAUUAUCAACUCAAAGAACUCGAAGCCGGAUCACUCUACUUUAUCGACAUGCACGCUUUAGAUGUAUUGCAAUCUGAAGAUUCUCUCUCUUUGUCGCCCGAAACAUUACAACUAAUCCUCAAUCGUGACACGACGUAUGCUAACGAAAUUGAUAUUUUCCGUGCGGCUUGUCGUUGGAUCAAAAAGAACCAAGAGCGCCUAGAUGCAGAUGCUAAAACCAAUAUUUUAUCUGCCGUCAGAUAUCAACUUAUGAAUGAUAAAGAACUGUCUGAAGUUAAGCGAUCAGAGAUGGUUCGUUCGGAUACAAUAAUUUUGGAUGUCAUUAAAUCGGGAAAAGAGUCCCUCACAGGUGCACAUAAUUAUCGAGGAAAAUUAGAACCAAAUGUGAAUUUUGCACCACGGUCUUCGAAACAAAUUUCUCAAAUUGACGGCGGAACCAUGAUGAUGUUGAAUCGUCCAUCGAUUAUAAACUAUAUUGAAAUUAAUUUAUCGGGAGAAGAUUUUGAAUACCAAAGCUUUUACUCUUAUUACAUUGAAGUAUCAAUGGACCGACAACUUUGGUUGCGUGUAAUUGAUCAUUCAACUUAUGAUUGUCGGUCAUAUCAACAUUUGUGGAUUCAGCAACAAUUUGUUCGGUAUAUCCGAGUCGUUGGCACAAAGAAUAUUGGUAAUAACUCUUUUAACUUUUUGAAAGUCAUGUACAAUAAGGACAAAAUGCACUUGGUGGAAAUCGAAAACGGGUUAGUGGCUCCAAAAUACAAUGUUGCUUCAAUUUUGAGUGCGACUGUAACCAAAGGAAUAUCGAUUUCAAAGGGUCCUAACAGCCUAUUGUAUGACAAAUAUGAAAAUUACGAUUCGAAUAACGGGUAUACAUAUCAUUCAGUGGGUUCGGGUUGUAUACAGGUUCAACUCAACCAACCGUUUGUGCUUAGUUCAAUGAGGAUGCUGCUUUGGGACUGCGAUAGGCGAACCUACGGUUACACUGUUGAAGUUUCGCUCGAUAAUUUGGUUUGGGAUAUGGUUGUAGAUAAAUCUAAUGAGCCGGCACGAUCGUGGCAAUCGUUUCAAUUUGAUGCCAGGCCGAUAGUGUACAUUCGUAUUACUGGCAUCCACACUUCAAAAAAUGACGGAAUUUUUAGAUGUGUACAUUUGGAGGCACCCGCUCAAAUAUCGCUAGAUUCCAAAGUUCCGCCAAAACAGCAUCGGUCGUUAUUCCGGUUUUUCGGCCGUAAAUAGCGCCACCAUUGACCCGACUUCUAUAUGGAACU
Adelges cooleyi (spruce gall adelgid) is the source of this 1927-nucleotide messenger RNA. Its product is annotated as BTB/POZ domain-containing protein 9-like. The record is from RefSeq and is a predicted model, not a curated record. Bases 150 to 1895 code for a protein of 581 amino acids. Gene Ontology annotation, molecular function: protein binding. The transcript is spliced from 11 exons. Gene Ontology annotation, biological process: modulation of chemical synaptic transmission; adult locomotory behavior; circadian behavior. Lineage: Eukaryota; Metazoa; Arthropoda; Insecta; Hemiptera; Adelgidae.